This is a messenger RNA of Myotis davidii, 876 nucleotides long. RefSeq names its product chromosome unknown open reading frame, human C2orf74 (gene DEMA1). The record is from RefSeq and is a predicted model, not a curated record. The coding region runs from base 1 to 687 and encodes 228 amino acids. The transcript is spliced from 5 exons. NCBI's taxonomy places the organism in Eukaryota, Metazoa, Chordata, Mammalia, Chiroptera, Vespertilionidae.
AUGUCGCCGUCGUCGUCCCCGUCGCCAACCGCCGCCCGCUACAGUCCAUUGCGAGAGUGGAUAGGUCUUCUAGCUGAGCCUAUGAGCUCUGACACCAUAGCAAUCAUCUUCGUCAUCCUCCUCCUCAUUUGCUUUACAUCCAUCCUCUUUUUAUUGAUGCUGUUUUUAUAUAAAUGGUAUAAACUCAUGCUGAUAAAUUGGGAUCAGAUUUCAAGUCUGAUCUUAUUUCAAAUUGAAAUAUGCUUGUUCACUUUCAGUUUCCAAAGCAGGAAAACUGAAGAGACAGAAAACGGUCCUUGUGAAGAUUGUUUAACUGAUAAUGUGCAGACAAGCAAACCAGGAGACCAAGAAAAUAAUCUACAGCAAAUCAUGAGGCCUGGCAUCCUUGUCCACAGACUGAGUAAAGAAAUGGUGGCUGCAUACUUGAAAAACAACGAGGACAUAGAGGGCGGAGUGGAGGGCAAAAUACAAGAGGAGCCAGAUCCUGAGGGUCCUAAGGAGAACAGUCCAAAGGACGCUGAUUUGCAAGGAGCACACAUACCUGUCACUGGAACCCCUUCAGUUACUGACAUCAGCAAAAGACCUUUAAAAGAAGUGACAUUUUCUAGGGAGGUGAUUGUUGUGGAUCUCGGGGAGGAACACCCUGCACCGCAAAGCCAUAUUCAAGAACAUAAAGAGAGAAAAUGAAGGUCAGAAAAGGCUGAGCGUGAAAGCAACGUAACCUGAGACUAGCAGUGCAAUGACUGGGGGUAUGAAAUCAUGUUGAAACGGCAAAAUAAUGGAGAAUUAAGCAAAUACAAAUAACAUUUUAUCUUUGUGCAGAAAGAAGUGGGCUACAUGCAAAAUUCUGUAAGUAAAAUACCCAUUACUUGAAUA